This is a messenger RNA of Pocillopora meandrina, 13563 nucleotides long. Lineage: Eukaryota; Metazoa; Cnidaria; Anthozoa; Scleractinia; Pocilloporidae. The record is from the annotation of a GenBank genome assembly.
UAACACUUGUUCGUCACGUCAGGCAGUUGUGUUGGGAACGUCGUUGUUUUAAAAGGCUAAGAAGCUUUUUCCGGCCAGGAAUUUUGUUGCUGGCUAACACAGCCAUGAGUACAAAUGGAGCUGCCGAUAGAUACUCCAAUCAUACUCUUGAAAAGGUGGCGAGAACCAAGGCAACGAUUGAAAGUUUCUACGCAAACUUGAUCACUCAACACCAAGAGAGACAGAACAGGUCUGAUCGCAAAACAUCUCCUUGGUGUAAAUUAGUGUUUUUUGGUGUCCCAACUUCGUCGAGUUUAGUACAUUCAUAGCAGAAAUACUUCCCAUGGCCAGAAGUUUGCUGUGUAAAAACAGAUUCACGAAAUUUGUGGCCUUGAAGUAAUUAUUGGUUUUCUUGUUUUAGAUGGAAAGUCUUGGAAAUGAAUAUGGAACAACAAGGGUUGACAGAAGAAGAGGUGAGUUGGUAGGGUAUUUCCAGUAAUAUGUUUUAAGUUUUGACACAUUCGGAGCAUUUAGUAGCUUUCGUUGCAGUGCUUCAAGUUUUGUCUACUUUACGAAUUAAUGAAUGGCGAUGACUUGCUAUCGAAACUUCACAACGUACAGGAAACCCGAGUUGAAUUAGAUUAGCUAGUAGUUGUUGCUGACAUGAAAUCAAAUUGUUACUUUUAGAAAGAGAAGCCGAGUAUUACUAUUCUGUAAAUUAAAAUUGCAACGAAUGGCGAGUAUUUUCGUUUGGAAAAUAAUCGAAGAUAUCCGAACGUUUACGAGGGUUCGUUUAAAAUGUUGCAUUGUAUCUAAGGUUUUUUGCCCCGAAUAUUUACUUAAGGCUGACAUGUGUUUUGACUUUAUCCAAUUUUGAGCUGUUUAAUUUUCGACCUUGAUAGUACAACAGCAGUUUAAAAGACAUUUAGGAUAUUAGAGGAUUUUAACCGCAAACAAACUUGAGAAAGCUCGUGUCGUAAUAUCGUCAGCUUAGCGGAAAAUUAAUUCGCAAAGUUUUUGCAUACAUAUCAGACCGAGUCAUGUAAAUUUUCCCUAACGAUUGAAAGACACAGCAUGAAGGCCAAGCUGCGAAAUAAAACAGAUUUUCUCUGGUUUGAAAAACAAGGUUUGGACGUGAUUAUAUUUCGUCAAAAAAAUCACCAUCAACAGUACGAAUACUAUAAUUAAUUUCGCCAUCAAUAAUUAUUGAAGUGUCAUCGACUUGAACGUGACGACAUAAACUUUUACAUCGUCGAUUGAUGAACUGUAUGUUGCCUUUGGUUUUGCUUUUGACGUAUAUCAUUUUUUUUAUGUUGUACAUUUAGUAUCUCUGUAUAUAAGUUUUCUCAAGGGAGAAAGGAUUUGGACUAGUUAUGAGAAGGUUAGGAAAUGAUUUUUCUGUGGAAUAGCCUCUUGUCUAAAACACCUGUGUAGAUUUUGCCCCUCAAGUGACAAGUAGCCUUAUUUGUUUCCCGAAACAAAAAGAAACAAAAAUAAGAGAAACAAAUGAGCAUUUUAGUUAUCUCCCACUGUUAUGGUUUCAGACCACCAAUAUAACCUAUGUUUCAUUGUUUUGCACCAGCAAUAUAGCCGAGGUGAUGUCAUAUUCGAAGCAUUACUUGUCUUUGCAAGGGUUCACACACCUAUACUCUUAACCCUUUACACCCCAACGUUAAUAUUCAUAUUCUCUGCACUGUUCUCUUUCUAUUUCCUAUGGUAAUGGCAAGGAGAAUUUGUUUGACGAUCAGGAGCUUCUCAAAUUGGUGAUCAUUUCCUUAAUUCUUGUGACCUUUAUAUUUGAUUCAAGGGUGAAACUAUAAGGAGAAACUACAUGCCAGUCACUCUUAGGAAAUAAAGUGUUAAAGGAAUCACUGUCUGUUGGUGUAACCCUAUUUAUUUACUUCAGGGUUAGAUAAGUAGCAGAAAGUAAAAAAGUCAGUUUCCUGUGGCACAGCUCUAUUUUUUUCAAUAGGCCUUGAGAAUGUUUACAUUGGAAUAGCUAAUUUUAUCCCUAAGGUAUGAUUUCAUGGUGUGGACUGAUGAAUUUUAAUAGGAAAAUACUGAGAUCAAAGAUCACCCACAUUUAAACUAGAAAGUGGCAAAGAUUAAUGAAAAACUUUGUGCAUAGAGGCCUGGGGGGAAUUUUCGACAAGUGAGGUCACUGUGCAUAUUAGAGCUAUCAACAUUUCACAGCAAAUAAACAAGAGACCUUUUAAAUAAUAAAGUUUUUCAGGGGAUAAGAGUCUUUAAGCAGUUGUGGAUAAGCAGCUUGUUAAGAGGGAGUUGUAGCUCUCAGGUGUCUGUACUUAAAGGAAGUAAGGCUCGAUGAUGAGCCACUGAUCAAGAAAAGAGCCCGAUUACAUACACCUCCCCAGAAGAGUUACAUGUACAGGUAGGGUGGGAGAGUAACCCCGGUCCCAGGGUUGUUUCUAUGUUUUGUUAAUGAAUUUCACAUUUCCCCUUACAUGUCCAAGGUUGUUAUGAGGAAGUAUUGUAGCCACUCUGUUAUAAAGAAAUAUGGCAGCAUGAGAACAGGGAAAACUAACUGGAGCAAACUCAAUAUGCCUUUAAAAAUGAAUAAUAGCCUAGGCCAUCAAAAUUUAACUUUAGGAUUCUGUUUAGUUGGUGAGAGAAUUUUCUGCCCACUGAUGCUAAAUUAACACCCUGGUUGCAAGAUAACAGUAAAGUUUUCCUUGGAAGGGGAAAAAGAUCAAGAAGUGAAUGGUCUGUUGGUCUGUUGGUCUGUUGGUCUGUUCCUAAGCUGCAUUAAUAAACAGAUCAAGAUGAGAUAGAACUUACAGAACAAGUCAGCCCUGUUAUGUAUAAGUGCUACAUCACAGAAAAAAAUCAGCUGUAUUAAGUACAGGUGCUACAGAAGCAAAGAGAGGAGAUAUACUCUAACCUUUUUAUUACCAAAAUCUCAUGAGUAUUUGUCCUUACUGUCUGCCAUAUAAUUUUAAUGAUGUUAGUUUGGAGAAUUGGGUAUUGGAUCAACCAAUAAUCCCCUAGUUGUUAUUUGUUUUUUAUUCUCAUUACUGGCCUGCAUGAUAUUGUAUAAUUUAACAUGAUUGUAUUAAAAGGAGAAAUUCUAUUUUGGUCACUCAUGGGAGUUAUAAAAGGUUAACCAAGCUAUCUUUAAGCUAUAGGAGAUAUGGUAACCCUUCUAGGCAUUGUAAGGGUUACUGUUUAUCCUUGUAAGAAGAAUCUACAAAAAGGUAAACAGAGAGGGUAUUUUUCUUAGUUCUCAUUGAAGCUUUCAAACUUAAUGAAACAGAGGUAUUGGUAUUUUGACCUAGAGGAAUCUUUGGGGAAUUAUUCCUUGGAUUUUAUUCAUUUUCCUUUUAGAAAAAAGAAUCAAGAAGCCAUCUUGCAAAGAAGGAAACAGAGUUUUUGAGACUGAAAAGAUCAAGAAUUGGGAAAGAAGAUUUUGAUUCCUUAAAGGUGGUUGGACGUGGUGCUUUUGGCGAGGUGAGAAUAUACAUUAGUCUACUAUUGCCUUAAAAUUUUGAAGCCAUCACCUCCGCAAUCUUGUAACAUGGAUAUGAACUUGUAACCAUAGUAUAAAUUUUUUAUUUUUUUUUUUGUGUCUGGUCUCAAACUGUUGCUUAAAUGUUACUCAGCAAAACCUAGUUUUCACUUGUGUGGUAACUUGGAGAUGUAGUCAGUAAAACCAAAAAAAUGAUUUUUAUUGACAAGAUUAAAAAAUUUGAUGUUUCAACCUCUCAAAGGUCAUUUUCAAGUUCUAGUAAAAUCUUAAAAAUAUUGAAAAAAACAGCCAAAAAAUUAAUAUGAUAGUUUUUAAAAAACUGAUUAGAAUGUAAAAAGUAUUAAGAUGUGUAAAAUUGUAUAAUUACAAACAACAUUUGAAUUUAAAAGAAUAGUCUAGAAAUAAUAGUCUAAAAAUAAUAACUUUUUUGUAAACAUGCUAUUCCUAUGUUGUAUCUAAUUUUUAUGAUUUUUUAUACUGUUAAACCAGUACUAGAACUUGAAUAUGACCUGGUUCCUUUUUAUCACUAAUUUGUAUUACAAAAUCUAUAUCAAAUAAACCUCAAUUUAAGAUCUACCAGAUAGUACUAAAUUUGAAUGGUUCACUGAGGUGUCUUUUUCCCUUUGUUAUUCACAAUGUAAAAGUAUUCAAACUAGCUCAAUUUUAUUCCCCUUUGUUUCAGGGUGAUUCAUAUGCUAACAAACAAAAAACACAGAAAGAUAAGAAUUAUUCAAAACUUCAAUCAAAAACAUAGUUUUUCACUUAUUUUAAAAAAAUGGAUGGUAGCUUAGAAAUCAAAUCUCACUUGGGGUUUUUUUCAUCUGGCAACAAUUAUCACCAUGUAAUCUACACAAAGUGGUUUUAAAAUUUACUCUGAAAAACAUCAUGAUUGUGAUGUAAAAAUAUGUUCAUUCAUGCAGAUAUGUGGUAAUGUGUGCAUAUGUCUGAGAAAAAUGAUGAUCAUGUAUUUUGUAUUUGACUGUUUAAAACUGUUGGAAUCAUGUAUUCUUGGUAGGUACGUUUAGUACAAAAGCAUGACACAGGCCAUGUAUAUGCAAUGAAGAUCUUGAGAAAAGAAGACAUGCUCGAAAAGGAACAGGUAAAUUACAAAGUAAAACCUAAUCUUAUUAUCUUCAAUGUCUGGAAAAAAGUUGAGUAGUAUAAAUAACCCCACUGUUUUUUUUGUUUGUUUGUUUGUUUUUUUUGUUUUGUUAUUGUCAGAUGAGCUCUGGUAAAUCUGUGAUAUAAACAAAAUCCUCAUGUUAAUAGAUACCUUUUCCAAACCUGAUAAGGUUUGUAUUGUGUAUUUUAAUGAAGGUUGCUCAUAGGAAAAGAUAUGUGAAGUCUGCACUUGUGUUUUUUGUUAGUCAGGAAAGAGCACUCAUCUGGUAAUUCUGUGAUAUCACCCAAACUCCUCUAAAAUACCUUUCCAAACUUGAUCUGUUUUACGCCAUGUGUUUUAAUGUAGGUUGCUCAUGCCCGUGCAGAGAGAGACAUUCUUGCUGAGGCAGAAAAUCCUUGGGUUGUGAAGAUGUUCUACUCGUUCCAGGAUGGACAUUAUCUGUAUUUAGUGAUGGAGUUUCUUCCAGGUGGUAAGCACAUGACCUUUGUCUACAAGAGAGUUGGUCUCCCAUUGCUCAGACCUUGUAGAUUAUUUUGAUAAAGUUUAUUUUCCUUGGCUUUGGUGAGGUUUGAAAAUCAUAUACAUGUACUGGCAAACAGCUGCCUUCCAGAAGCCAUACUUGGGCUGUAGAACAUGGUUGUGCUUGAACUAGUUACUUUUCUCACCUUUAAGAUGAUUUUUCUUGUAGGUGAUCUUAUGACGAUGCUCAUGAAAAAAGACACUUUUACUGAAGAUGAGACACGAUUCUACAUAGCAGAAUCAGUUCUUGCAAUAAAUUCCAUUCACCAAGUUGGAUUUAUUCAUAGGUUAGGAGCACUAGACUUGAUAUUAAAACUUUGUUAAUAGUGUUUUUUAUUGUUGCUUGGUUUUUAUACUUGUUGUACCUAUAAGGGUAGAAUUAUUGUGAAUUCAUUGAAUUAGAUGUUAUUUAAAUCUGCAGAUGUCUGACUAAUGCACUGAUUAUUAUGACAGUUAACUGAUUUAAUAUUUUUUUUCACAAACACCAUUUUGUUCUUUACAGGGAUAUUAAACCUGACAAUUUGCUGUUAGAUAGUAAAGUAUGUACAUCUUUCAGUUACUUUUUCAAACUAAGACUUAAAUUUUUUUGUUCCUUCAAAUGAACAUUCAAAUGACCUUUUCUAAAGAAUCCAACCAUUAGAUUGUAGACAAAAAGAACUAUACUGCAUUUUCUUUAAAGCUUUCAGAUCUGAAACCAGCUUUAAACAACCCUGUUCUGGUAGACUGUCAACUUGUCAAAGGAGAGAAGAAAUGUGGGCAGCUAAUUUUCUAAGUGUGAGGCAAAGAAUUAAAUUGAAUUAUACUUUUAUUUUCAUAGGGACACAUCAAAUUAGCAGAUUUUGGUCUUUGUACUGGUCUCAAGAAAGCACACAGAACAGAAUUUUACAGAGAAAUUUUACCAAGUGAUAUGAAAGAUUUCUGUAAGUAAAAAGUGCCAUUUAAGGUAUUUAAGAGUGUGGCAAUCUGAAUGGAUUUAUUUGAAAGAAAAGUAAAAAGUUCACAGUUUAUGAAUCAUCCAGAAAAGGGUAAGGAAGUUGUUAUCCCCAAAGAAAUUGCAUAAUGAAUGGUUCUGGUCAACCAGGGAGAUUUCAGAAAUUUUCAACAGUUACUGUUAGUAGUAAUUACAUAAUGUUAUGAGUUACUUGUUGCUGGAAAGUCUAUGUAGUAAAAACAUGUGACUGAGGUGCUGAAAAUGCUGAAUUUAAUCUAAUUUUCCUUCUACAACUUUCCUUCUUUCUUCUCCCUGUGUUUCUCUGAAAUCAUUUCAAAUUUACAGUUGUGAGUUUUCCCACACACAUAACACUUAGCGAAUGUGGUAAACCGAAACUGAAAAUGAAGUUACAUGCUGUACAUCCUUCCUUUAGCAUCAGCUGAACCAUUAGAUACAAAAGGCAGAGCAGCAACAUGGAAGAAAAACAGGAGGCAACUGGUACGUUCUUAACUGGAAAUAAAUUGUUUCUUAGAACAAGAAGGUUGACAAGUUGAUGAUAUUGAUAAAUAAAUGAGCUUUAAAAUUCAAGCUGAGGUGUCCAUCAAAAUCUUUUAUACAAUGAAGUUUAAUGGCUUUAACCAAGAAGUUAAACAUCUGACUGUGUGAUCAUCUGAUUGAGGGUAGCCAUGAAAAGGGCUGUCAUUGGUGAUUGGGACAAGUUUAUUGACAACCAGAGAGGCAAGCAUAACCAGAAUUUAUCCGUUGACUGCUUAUUAAUCCUGCUUAGGUUGUCAAAAUGUCUGUCAUGGUACCAUCUGUCACUGACAUUGUCAAAUGUAAUAUUGUUCACUCAAGGUGGGGUAAAGAAUGACUUUUUACUUAUCGAAGAAUCCUGUGAUUCACUUGUGGAUCACACAAAUGUUAAAGUGGUUCUGGAGCCAAAUUCUGUUGGGAAUUAUCAUCAGUGAAAUGCUUCUGUUUAGGUUUCGAAUUGUUGGUAAAUUUCAGUCACAAUCCCUUUUGGAACUUACCUCUCUCAGACAAUCAUACCACAUAAUCAAAUGCCAUUAGACAUAAAGAAGGCACCUCAAAGUUUUACUAGUAGCAAUAAUAAAUUAGUUUCGUCCUGAUUUAUAAUGAAUAUUUACUAUCAAUGAUAUCUUUUGAAAAUUGUCAGAUUUUUGAUAGUAAUGCAGCUAUUUUAAACAUCAUUAUUUUAUUAAAGACAUUGUUAUUUUUAUCUAACUUUGAACAAUUCAAUUUGCAAGUUAAACUUGGAUAAAUGAUCAGUUUUACUUGCUGCAAGUGCAUUCAUGGAUUGAUCAUAAGUUUAGAAAGCUCAUAAAAUGUUAAAAAAUUCAAUUAACAGGCAUAUUCUACAGUGGGAACCCCAGAUUACAUUGCCCCAGAAGUGUUUCAUCAGACAGGUUAUAAUAAAAGCUGUGACUGGUGGUCAUUAGGAGUGAUCAUGUAUGAAAUGCUAAUAGGUAUGGUAUGAGAAAUAUAGAAAAUUUUUAAUAAUUUGUAGUUUUUGUAUGACUCAGCUUGUUAAUAUGUAAAUAGAGUUGGGAUGCAUCAAAAAAACUAAGAAGUGAGCAAAGCAAACUAGUUAGUUUUUUCAUGCAUUGCAAUAAGUGAAUAAAUUUAUCAUUCAAGCACUUUCCAAGGUAUGAUGUUUUUAUUUCAUUCAUACUAAGGGUUUUUUUUCUUACUGACCAACACAUCUUAAAGACUGGACGCCAUUUUUUGCCCUCCACUGUGAAGCACUAUUGUUCAUGUCUCUAUUUAUAAAAUAAGUAUGAAUGUGUUAAAUAAAUUAUGAUAUUUCAUAUUUCCAACCCAGCAUGUCAACACUCUCCCUCCAACCUUAUCUUUCAUUCCUCACUCCUUAUCUUCCAACCUUUGUCUUUUCCCCCACUCCUCUGACAUCAUAAUUGUUAUUUUGAUCCUGUGGCUGGUAAAUUAUGUUUGCAUCGAGUUCUUUCAUACCGUUUCAACUGGAAGCCAGGCCACCACACCUCAUAACCAAAACAAAAUAUUGAUUUAUUUUGUUGUUGUUAUGUUUAAUUUUUUUUGUAUUUGUUUCAUGAUGUUAUUUCAGGCUAUCCACCAUUUUGCUCAGAAAGUCCACAAGGUGAGCAUUAAAUUAUUUUCUUGUUGUUGUGACCUCACCUAACUCUGUGCUUGGGUAUUUAUUGAAUGUCUUAAGACUGACAGUAUUGUACCACCCUGCUUUAAUGAACCUGAUUUAUUUGCAGCCGUUAUUUACAAGAGUAUAGCCCAUAAGGUGUGUAAAAUAGAAUACCAUGAAAUUUGUUUGGAGUGGGUCCUGUUUUGGUGAAAACACUGUGUUAACCCUUUCACUCCCAUAAGUGACCAAGACAGAAUUUCUCCUUACAAUGUCCAUACAAUAUCAAGCAGGCAGAUGAUGAGAAUAGAGAAGAAUAUCAAUCAUGGGAUUAUUAGUUGAUCCAAUAACAAAUUCUCUGCACUAACAUCAUAAGAAUUGUAUGGCAGAUAGUAAGGAGAAUUACUAAUUAGAUCUUGGGAGUGAAAGGGUUAAGCUGACAUCAGCCUAAAUGCCACAUUUAUUACAAUUAGAAACUUGCAAUCAGUAGAUACAUGGAUUAGUGGACAUAGCUGCAUGGUUGUCACUCUAGCUGUGAUUUUCUGUGAUUUUAGAAACAUACAAAAAGGUUAUGAACUGGAAAGAAACGCUGAUCUUUCCACCUGAGAUGCCCAUUUCAGAUAAUGCAAGAGGUUUAAUUGAAAGGUAUGUAUUUUGAUGUUUUUACAAUACUUUAAAGUCAGUGUUGAAGGUAAUCCAGAGCUGGAUUCAUUUGUUUUUGCUUUACAAUGCUCUGUGAUUGGUUUAUAAAACUUGCAGCUCUUUCUCAGCCAAUUGGAAAAAGACCUUUUCAUUCUCCAGGUCAAAGUAUCAAUUCUCUGUACUGUCUACUGAACAUUGCUCAUCAUUUUCACUGUAAUAAUUUUUGUAUUGAAAUUUGAACAAUAUUCCCCCAGUGAAUAUUUUCUCUUUCCUCACCACCUUUCUUGUACUGUAAGGAGAAAUCACUAUUUUGUCACUCUUGGGAGUGAAAGGGAUAAAUUCAAUUAUUACUCAGCCACUUGCAUUUUCUUGAGCUUAAGUCAGUUAAAUUGUAGUUAUGUGGAGUUUUAUGUGCUCCUUGGGAUACUUUUGUUCUUACCAUUUGGCCACUUCAAUUAGUAUCCAUUUCUUUUGAGUCUAAAUUCAAUUCAAGUGAGGAGGCUCCAAGAUAUUGUUUGAUAUCAACCUAUUGUAAGUUUGUAACUGUAGAAAGCCUGUUGGCUUUACUGAAUAAUUGUCAGCCAGAGAUCCAGCCAGCUUUUUUAUCAGGCAAAUUUGCGCUUUGUAACAACUCUGUUAGAGUUAUUUAUUUGAUAUGACAGAUAUCAUUUGCUUUUUUUGGUAAAUUGGAAAAGAAUAGUUGUGCCAAUGAUAAUUGUCUGAGGCCAAUGAGUUGUUAUUUUUUUAUUGAAUGAGAAUAUCACUUUAAUUUAGAUUAUGAUUUUGGUUGUGUUGCUGUUCAUAAUUUUUUGUAUUUAAACUAUUCUAAACCAUUCUACAAAUUCUCUUUGUAUGCUUGCCUUUUCAGAUGGUGCUGUGAUCCAGAUAAAAGGCUCAGUAAUAUAGAUGAAAUAAAAGCUCACCCAUUUUUUUGUGAUGUAGAUUGGCAAAAUAUCAGGUAACUUAUUUCAUUUUUGUACUAUGAUGUAUUUUAUUUCAAUUUCUCUGAGAUUUUAACUAUCACAUGGAUUGCUGAAAAGACCAAAAAUACUCCUCCUUCAUUUUAAAAUAUUGAAAUUUUUAUCACUAGUAUGUGUAAAUUGACGUUUAAAUUUUCUUGGUUUAGAAUGUACAAAUUUUGUUUGAUUUUCAUUUUAUAGUGGUUCAGGUCAAAAAAAUCAAGCUGUGUUAUAAAUCUUAAAACAUGAAGAAAAUUUGAACAACAUAAUGUAAUUUAUAAUGAACCGGUGGUAGUAGAGGAACAGAACAAAGCUCAGGAUCUUCAACUGCAACAUAAAAAUACAUUUAUUCAAAUACAAAUCAAUUAGAGGAAGUGGUAAUUGACUGACCACACCUUGAGGGAACAUCUGUGUUACAAGGAAAGCCUUGAAAUGGAUUCCCCUCUGCAAACAGAACAGGGAAUGCCCAAAAAACACUUGUGGGUGAUGUUUAGGCUGAGACGAAGAAUCAGGGCCGUACACCACACUCAAAAGGCUAGCCUAGGACAGGAGGAGGUGAAGGAGGGAGAUCAUUGUUGGCCUAUGCUCCAGGAGGAGAUUACUGCUAUGUUAGAAGAUUGCAAGAUACUGGCUGUUUAUGUCUACAGCACCAAAGUGCUAGCUCUAUUAUACCAUUUUAUCUAUACUGGCUACCCAUUAAAAUUGAUUAUGAGUUCAUUGAUAAUAGAAUGAAUUUUCCUAUCUACAGGGAUAGACCUGCGGCCAUUCCAAUACAUGUGAAAUCCAUUGAUGACACAUCUAAUUUUGAUGAAUUCCCGGAAUCAGAACUGGAUUCAAGUACUGAAAUGUUUUUAUUUUUGAAUCUACAGUAGUUACAUUAAUUUAAAAAAAUAAUAAUAUUAAAUUAUUUGAACUAACAUCAUAAGAAUUUUAUGAUUGACAGUAAGGAGAAUUACAAAUUUGAUCUGGGAGCUAAAGGGUUAAGGUGUUCCUCAGGGAAAAAAAGUUAUCAAACAGUUUUUUUUAAACAAACUUUCCUUAAAUGUUCCCUACCAUUUACCAAUGUUGGUUUCAAAAAAUACAACAAAAAGGAUAGGUCACCAUGCUCAUUUAAUACAAAUGAUGGGCUGAACUUACCCCAUUCAUGCCUGUACUUGCAUUGCGUACUGAUCAUUUUAUUGGUUUCCAGUUGGUGGAGGUCAGGGUGUUAAAAGGAACACUUGAAAAAGAGUUAAUAAGCAGAAAGUCCUAAGGGAAUGGAACAGUUUGAUUAAUAAUUUGUGGGAAAAUCAGGCAAUUUUAAGUAUGGAGACUUACAUCCAUUCAGUAAUAAGCGAGGAAUUUAGACUAAACUGAUCUUUGUAGUGUUAAUUGUGCAUUUGGCAGCCUACUUUGGGUUCACACAAUUUACAUGUAGGACUAUGUACUCUGUAUGCAACUAAAAUCUCUAUCAGUUUGACACAGGAAAUGAAAUGCAAAAUGCUUUAUUCCUUUUCAGACUGGUUCAGAGACACAAAGUCAGAUGCGGCAGGUAGUAAAGACUGGGUUUUCCUAAACUACACAUUCAAGAGAUUCGAAGGACUCACUCAACGAGGUGUUAAGGUUCCACUGCUAUGAACAGCAUCUUGUAAAACAUAUUUUCCUGCAUACAUGAUCUUUUUUAUCUAUCUAGGUGUAAAUCUUAAGAUGAUACUAAUGAAGAACAUUUGUCAGCAGAUUUUUUAACUUCAUAUGUUUGCACAAGACAUGAGGGCUUAAUGAGAAUUACAAGAGUUCAUUUAGAUGCCAGGAAAGAAAAUGCAAUUCUUCAUUCUUGUAGAUUACAUCUGUAAUUGUCAUUAAUUUACAUAUUUCUUACACAUCCAUGCGACAGUCAACCAACACAAAUGCUGGUUGCAAUUCAUAAGUGCAUUGCUGACUGCAGUUUGGCCUCAUUAAUGUUAAUGUUGUGAAAAUUGCAGCUUGAAUAUUUUAAAAUUCCUCAAGUGCAGCUACUCUGCAGCUAUCUCUGAUAGUAAUGUUCUUUCUCUUUUAAAUCUGGAAAAUUUGGUGGAUAAUUUAUGACUUAUGUUGCUUGUGGUUUACUACUGGUGAAGUCUACAGUUUUUUGCUUGUUUUUUCAGUUGAACAUCUUUAAAUAUGUAGUACCAUGCUCUCUCUCCCUUUGUGGUAUGACUUUGUACACUGAUUACUCAGAACAUAUCAGAAAAUCCUGGUUAAAUCUCUCCCCCUUCACUCCUCAGUUCUGCUGGAGUGUAGACAGUAGUACAAUUAUUCUUCUGUUAGUCAGUAAUUAGAUGCUAAUAUGCCUCAUUUGUGAAUGCUGUUAUAUUUAUUUUUUUAGACCCUGCCCUCUCCUUAAGAGAUAUGCAAUAAGUCUUCCCCCCUCCCAACCUCAAUCCCUCAAAUGUUGUGUCAGCAGAGGGCUCUUAACCAGGAUAUUGUGGUAGAUGAUUUGCCUUUGGGCAGCUUUUCAUUACAAUUCUUAUCUGUGGUUAUAAAUAUUGUAACCUUCAUAAAAGGCUGAAGAGGUUGUAAUCUUUUAUGAAUAUCAAUAGCUAUCUUUUGAUAUUGUCUAGUGGUUAACUGAAACAAGAUUUCAUAAAUAUUUGAUGCCGCGCUUAAGAGCUAAUAAAAGAAAACAUGCUAGAAGCUAUUUUUGUUAGUCCGAAUUUGACCAUUUCCAAAGUACUGUUUUCAAGGUUUAAAUUACAGCAUGUUUCAUAUUCAAUUGGGGUAAAAUAAUUUAAUGAAAAAAUAGUCAUUAAUUAAAACUAAAUUGGCAGUAAGUAGAGUUAUAUAAUAAUUCAAGGUAAUAAAAACAUCAGCCACUUCCAUGUACAUUAGGGUAAAAUAAGUUUAAAACCCAAAUCUUUACAUAUGUCAUGGUCUUUUAGAUUUGAUGGCACAAAAUUUUUGUACAGGCAUGAAUCAUUGUUCCAACUAUGGAAUAUGGUUUUUCGAUGUUAAAUCAGCUGGACAGUUAAGUGAUAGUGGAAACUUUGUUAGAAAAUAAUUGUGCAUUUCAAUUGCAAUAUUUGUACAGAAGGUCAAUAAGCAAUUCACUUGCAUCUUCAACAAUGCAACUGUAGUGUAAAUAGAAAUAAUAGAAAAACAGGCUCACAAAGAACAUUUCAGUGGAACACAUGACUUCAGAAUGAAGCUGAUUGGGUUCCUAGGUGUCAUUUAGUAAUCAUUCCAUUUUGAUACUCAAGUACAUGUAUUCAACUUAGCAGUGUUGUAGCCAAACUUUGUAAUUCCUGGGUCCAGUUGUGUAAAGGCUGGAUAACACUAUCCAAUGGAUAAGUGUUAACAAAAUGUACUGUGCUAUACACCAGAUGGAGAUUUAUCCAGUGGAUAACAUUGUCCAUGUUUCACACAAUUGGGGCCAGGUGUAUGGUUAGAGUUUCCAAGAAAAGCCAGUUACCAGCAGUCUACCACUGCCUCAAGACCUCUAACUGGCGUUUGUUCAUCCUGUGAGCAAACUUUAGUGUUUGAGUUUUGCUUUACAUAACAGCUGUCUAUUGCACCAUCAACAGCAGCUUAUUAAUAAAGGUACUGAAACCCCAUGUAAAGUGACAACUAAGUUCUUUCAAUAUCAUGGGGUGAGUGGAGUUGUGAUUUAUGACAAGUUAUGACAAGUUUAACAAUACUCUUAGUACGAAAACCAUACAUGUACACAAGAAAUAAUUUAAUUUGUGGAUUAAAACUAUCAGUUGUAACAGUAUUAAAAGAUGUAAUGCAAUAAUGUCUGUCAAUUUUGUUAAUAAUUAACAUAUCUUAAAUCUAGCCAGA